This is a messenger RNA of Paralichthys olivaceus (Japanese flounder), 3608 nucleotides long. RefSeq names its product actinin, alpha 2b (gene actn2b). Gene Ontology annotation, cellular component: cell projection; cell junction; Z disc. Gene Ontology annotation, molecular function: actin filament binding; calcium ion binding. Gene Ontology annotation, biological process: actin cytoskeleton organization; muscle cell development. The record is from RefSeq and is a predicted model, not a curated record. Lineage: Eukaryota; Metazoa; Chordata; Actinopteri; Pleuronectiformes; Paralichthyidae.
GCUGGUUCAUCUGUGGCACCAGGGCCAGACGUGUGUCAGGACGGGAGGACAAGGGCAAGCGUGAGAGAAGAAGAAGUCAGGAAACUUAUCUCCUCGUCUACAUCACAGUCUCAGGAAUAACAAGGGUUUGAGUUUGUGGGGGAAACAGAGAAGUGAACGGCACCAUGAUGAUGAUGACCCAGGUGGAGACCACGGUCCACUACGACAAUGGCUUCGAGGAUGUGUACAUGAUGCAGGAGGAUGAGUGGGACCGGGACAUGCUGCUGGAUCCGGCCUGGGAGCAGCAGCAGAGGAAAACCUUCACGGCCUGGUGUAACUCCCACCUGAGGAAAGCUGGAACUCAAAUUGAAAAUAUCGAGGAAGACUUCAGGAAUGGACUGAAACUGAUGCUGCUGCUGGAAGUUAUCUCAGGAGAGAGGUUACCCAAGCCAGACAGAGGGAAGAUGCGGUUUCAUAAGAUUGCUAAUGUCAACAAAGCUCUGGAGUUCAUCACAAGCAAAGGAGUGAAACUGGUCUCCAUUGGAGCUGAAGAGAUUGUGGACGGUAAUGUAAAGAUGACUCUCGGAAUGAUCUGGACUAUCAUCCUCCGCUUCGCCAUCCAGGACAUUUCUGUGGAAGAAACAUCUGCCAAGGAAGGUCUUCUCCUGUGGUGUCAAAGAAAGACUGCCCCCUACAGGAAUGUCAAUGUCCAAAACUUCCAUGUCAGCUGGAAGGAUGGCCUGGCCUUCUGCGCCCUGAUUCAUAGACACAGACCUGACCUCCUCGACUACUCUAAGCUCAACAAGGAUGAUCCUUUGGGGAACCUGAACCUGGCUUUCGACAUAGCUGAGAAACACCUGGACAUUCCCAAAAUGCUGGACGCAGAAGAUAUCAUCAACACCCCAAAGCCCGAUGAAAGAGCUAUCAUGACCUACGUGUCCUGCUUUUACCACGCCUUUGCUGGAGCUGAGCAGGCAGAGACGGCUGCCAACAGGAUCUGUAAGGUGCUCGGCGUCAACCAGGAAAAUGAAAAAAUGAUGGAGGAAUAUGAAAGACUGGCCAGUGAGCUGCUGGAGUGGAUCCGCCGCACCACCCCCUGGCUGGAGAACCGGACCCCAGAGAAGACCAUGGCAGAGAUGCAGCGGAAGCUGGAGGAUUUCAGGGACUACAGACGCCAACACAAGCCCCCAAAGGUGCAGGAGAAGUGCCAGCUGGAAAUUAAUUUCAACACCCUGCAGACCAAGCUGCGCAUAAGCAAUCGCCCCGCCUUCAUGCCCUCUGAGGGGAAGAUGGUAUCCGACAUAGCCAGUGCGUGGCAGGGCCUGGAGCAGGCAGAGAAAGGUUACGAGGAGUGGCUCCUCACUGAGAUCCGUCGGCUCGAGAGACUGGAUCACCUGGCAGAAAAGUUCCGCCAAAAAGCCAGCAAUCACGAGAACUGGGCCAGUGGUAAGGAACUGAUCCUCUCCCAGAAGGACUAUGAAACAGCCACCCUCAUAGAAAUCCGAGCAUUGCUUCGAAAACACGAGGCCUUCGAGAGCGACUUGGCAGCCCACCAGGACAGAGUGGAGCAGAUUGCCGCCAUCGCACAGGAGCUGAAUGAGCUGGACUACCAUGAUGUGGCAGCUGUGAACCUGCGCUGCCAGAGCAUCUGUGACUUGUGGGACAAGCUGGGAACCUUGACUCAGAAACGGAGAGAGGCACUGGAGCGCACUGAUAAACUCCUGGAGACUAUUGAUCAGCUGUUCCUGGAAUUUGCCAAGAGGUCUGCUCCUUUCAACAACUGGAUGGAAGGAGCCAUGGAAGAUCUGCAGGACAUGUUCAUAGUGCAUACUAUUGAAGAAGUCCAGAGUCUAAUCGCAGCUCAUGAGCAGUUCAAAGCUACUCUACCUGAGGCUGAUGCAGAGAGACAAGCCAUCCUGGGAAUCCACAAUGAGGUGCAGAAAAUUUCCCAGAGCUAUGGGAUCAAGGCCAACAUUAUGAACCCCUACAGCACCAUUACAACAGAGGAGCUUCUUAACAAGUGGGAAAAGGUGAAGAAGCUGGUUCCUCAGAGGGAUGGUGCCCUCCAGGAGGAGAUGGCACACCAGCAUGCCCACGAGAGGCUGAGACGACAGUUUGCUGCCCAGGCUAAUCUCAUCGGACCCUGGGUACAGACCAGGAUGGAGGAAAUUGCACGCUGCUCGAUGGAGAUCGGAGGAGCGCUGGAGGACCAGAUGACUCAGCUGAAGCAGUGCGAGCACGUAAUCGUCGCUUAUAAGCCCAACAUCGACAAGUUGGAGGGAGACCACCAGCUAAUCCAAGAGUCCCUGGUGUUUGAUAAUAAGCACACCAACUACACUAUGGAGCACAUCCGCGUCGGGUGGGAGCUGCUCCUCACAACCAUCGCCCGAACCAUCAAUGAGAUAGAGACCCAGAUCCUGACCCGCGACGCCAAGGGCAUCAGCCAGCAGCAGAUGAACGAGUUCAGAUCCUCUUUCAGCCACUUUGACCGGAAAAAGAAUGGAGCGAUGGAAACUGAUGACUUCAGAGCUUGCCUCAUCUCUAUGGGAUAUGACUUGGUAUGUUAUUUCAAAUGUGGUUGGAUGGAGGGGAGCUGUAUUCUACACAUGCUUUGUAGAAACAUUUCUUUUUAUUAUGUCCUACUUUCCAAGGGAGAAGUGGAGUUUGCCCGUAUAAUGAUACUUGUGGAUCCCAGUGGUACUGGACUCGUGUCCUUCCAGUCUUUCAUUGACUUUAUGACCAGAGAGACCGCUGACACAGACACUGCUGAGCAGGUUGUGGCAUCCUUCCGGAUCCUGGCAGCUGACAAGCCCUACAUACUAGUGGAGGAGCUAAGGAGAGAGCUUCCCCCUGAACAAGCAGAGUACUGCAUCAUGAGGAUGCCGCCUUACACCGGCCAUGGCGUGCCACCAGGGGCCCUGGACUACACUGCCUUCUCCACUGCGCUCUAUGGAGAGAGUGAUCUUUAACCCCAUCUACUAAACCUUUAACCCACUGACUUUGACCUAACUGCCCCCGCCCCUCCAUCUUUUGAUGAAUUUAAGAAAUCUAUAAGAAAGUUGGAUAAAAUAUGUUGAAUGAAAUGUGUUUUUGUUGAUGGAUUUUCUGUCAAGUGUCUUGGUACUCUUAAAUCUUGGAUAAAAGAAGGCCUCCCAAAUGAAUAGAAACUGCUAUAUUCAAAUUAUAUUGUGAGAAACAACAAUGUUUUCAUGUUUCCUCGCAGUGCCUUUGUUUUGGAAAUACAGUCUCGCCGAUAAAGCAGAUGCUUAAAGUGAAUUACAGUUUGCAAAAGCAAUUUCUAACAAUAAAUGUUAGAAACUGGAUUCCCAAAAGGCUUAAACACAUAUGGUACUAACAAAGGGAAAAGUGGGAAACCACUUGAAUGCAAAAGUAAAUGGCAGAGAACACAAGAGACUAACUGAGUGUUUUGAAGAUAAUUUUUUGCAGGCAGCAGCAAAGAUGUGAAGGCUUGCAUACACAUAUAAAUAAGUAUAAUAAAAAAUGCAUAAAUAAAAUGUCAAGUGAUUUCCCAACUUUCUUUUGUUGACACAUUUGAAAGACCUUGUCAGGAGAAACGCACAUUGAUUUAUCCACAUUUUAAAACACUUUUUGGCUCCACUGUACUUAUG